GCCUACCAAUAAUACUGUUUUCCAGUUGCUAGUAAUGCGAAAUUCUUAUCGCACCGAAGUAAUGCGAAAUUCUAUUGCACCGCGCGGUGAUUGGCGCCGAAACACCCACCUCGCGGUGACCAAUCACCGCGGGCGGUGCACAAAGAAUCGCUCUACUAGUAAUACUUUGGGUUACUUGGGCAUAUGCUGGACGGGGUCACUCACCUAAUCGCCUUUGUUUUGAGCCGAUCGAGCCGUGGAGGCACGUGAUCGACCUGAUGCAUUUUACUUGGAGGAGGGGCUUGCUCCGCUUAUCAACCGGUGCUGGCUGGCCAUCAUCUUUGCGUUUCUCUCACCAGAGUUGUCUAGGGUUUGGGUGUUUCUGCUCUCGCUCUCCUCCGAUCGAAGUGGCGAUGGAUCCCGAUCACAACGCGCCCCACUCCAUGGGAACAACCAUCAUUGGGGUGACCUACGACGGCGGCGUCGUCCUUGGAGCCGAUUCGAGGACGAGCACAGGAAUGUAUGUUGCCAAUCGGACGUCGGACAAAAUCACACAGCUGACAGAUAACGUUUAUAUAUGUCGUUCUGGAUCGGCUGCAGAUUCUCAGAUUGUCUCUGAUUACGUCCGUUACUUCCUUCAUCAACACACAAUUCAACUUGGGCAGCCUGCAACUGUCAAAGUGGCAGCUAACUUAGUUAGAUUAUUGUCAUACCAAAACAAGAACAUGCUGCAAAUGGGCGUGAUUGUUGGUGGAUGGGAUAAGUAUGAAGGAGCUCAAAUAUACUCUGUGCCUCUUGGAGGGACGAUAUUGAGGCAACCUUUUGCAAUUGGAG
Messenger RNA from Elaeis guineensis (African oil palm), 813 nucleotides. NCBI's taxonomy places the organism in Eukaryota, Viridiplantae, Streptophyta, Magnoliopsida, Arecales, Arecaceae. The record is from RefSeq and is a predicted model, not a curated record.